AUGUCGAACUCCGCGCGAUCGACGGCGCGGCUGGAGAAGCGGAUGACGGACGCGCUAGCGGCGAGACACAAGACGGUGAAGAAGGUUCCGAAGAACUUCGACGCGUUCGUGCUCAAGUUCCCGAGGAUCAACGCGGGUCUCGAGCUGCUCCGAGAAGUGUAUGACAAAAUCGUGCCCGAGGGCAAAGAAGGCAUGUCGUUGGACGAGCUGAAGACCGCGCUCGCCCAGCUGGAGGUGACAGUGAGCGAAGAGGAGCUGAAGGCCAUUUUCGAGCAGACGGAGUUGGACACUUCGUAUGGGGAAGGGUCGGACUCUGUUCCAGCAGAGGAGGCAACAGUGGUGUGCUUCAAUGCGUUCGUGCUGUGCCUGGGGAUUGUGUUCCUGCUCGAGUCGGCUGAUAAUGCUUAG
This is a messenger RNA of Closterium sp. Naga37s-1, 408 nucleotides long. Lineage: Eukaryota; Viridiplantae; Streptophyta; Zygnematophyceae; Desmidiales; Closteriaceae. The record is from the annotation of a GenBank genome assembly.